Nestor notabilis (Kea) is the source of this 882-nucleotide messenger RNA. RefSeq names its product corticosteroid 11-beta-dehydrogenase isozyme 1-like. The record is from RefSeq and is a predicted model, not a curated record. Lineage: Eukaryota; Metazoa; Chordata; Aves; Psittaciformes; Psittacidae. The transcript is spliced from 6 exons. Gene Ontology annotation, molecular function: 11-beta-hydroxysteroid dehydrogenase (NADP+) activity; steroid binding. Bases 1 to 882 code for a protein of 293 amino acids. Gene Ontology annotation, biological process: steroid catabolic process. Gene Ontology annotation, cellular component: endoplasmic reticulum membrane; intracellular membrane-bounded organelle.
AUGGGUCUGAUCUUGAAGAUUUUUAUCCCUCUGCUGGGACUGGCGCUGGCCUAUUACUUUUAUUCAGCACCCGAGAACUUCAAUGAAGAGAUGCUGCGGGGGAAGCGGGUGAUCGUGACCGGCGCCAGCAGUGGCAUCGGGGAGCAGAUGGCGUAUCACCUCGCACGCAUGGAGACCCACCUCCUGCUCACGGCGCGCACGGAGGCCAAGCUGCAGAAAGUAGUGGAGCGGUGCCUGGAGCUGGGCGCCGCAUCUGCCCGCUAUGUGAGCGGCUCUAUGGAGGACACCACAUUCCCCGAUGUGGUGGUGAAGGAGGCUGAGAACACCUGGGGUGGCCUUGAUAUGCUCAUCCUAAAUCACAUUGGUUUCAGCCACUUCAACUACUUCAAUGGGGAUGUUGAGCAUGUCCGAAAGCUCCUGGAGACCAACUUCGUCAGCUAUGUGGCAAUGACCGUGUCUGCCCUUCCCAUGCUGAAGGAGAGCGAUGGCAGCAUCACUGUCAUUUCAUCCAUGGCAGGUAGAAUUGGCACCCCAUUUAUUGCUCCCUAUUCUGCAACUAAGUUUGCCUUGGAGGGAUUUUUCAGCUCCCUGAGACACGAAUUCAUCAUAGAAAAGGUCAAUGUCUCCAUCACGCUCUGCGUCCUGGGCUACAUUGACACAGACAGCGCGGUGCGAGCGGUCUCACAUGCCGUGUGGGACACGCCAGCGCCGAAGGAGGAGUGUGCACUGGAGAUCAUCAAGAGCGGGGCGCUGCGCCAGCGGGAGCUGUACUACCCACCCCGGCUGGUGAGCAACCUGCUUCUCCUCCACGCCAUAGCCCCCGACUUCCUCGACUCCCUCAUCAGGAACAACUAUAAGCUGGAAAACAUCAGAAGAACAUAG